Cryptomeria japonica (Japanese cedar) is the source of this 593-nucleotide messenger RNA. RefSeq names its product vacuolar iron transporter homolog 5-like. Lineage: Eukaryota; Viridiplantae; Streptophyta; Pinopsida; Cupressales; Cupressaceae. The record is from RefSeq and is a predicted model, not a curated record. Gene Ontology annotation, biological process: intracellular manganese ion homeostasis. Gene Ontology annotation, cellular component: membrane. Bases 1 to 567 code for a protein of 188 amino acids. Gene Ontology annotation, molecular function: manganese ion transmembrane transporter activity; iron ion transmembrane transporter activity. The transcript is spliced from 3 exons.
AUGACGAAGAUCGACAAAAAUGAGCUAGAAUAUCAUGUGAAGAGGGCUCAGUGGCUUCGGGCGGCCGUGUUGGGAGCCAACGACGGGCUCGUCUCCACAGCAUCGCUAAUGAUGGGUGUCUGCGCCGUCAAGCCGGAAGCCCGGACCAUGGUACUCUCCGGCCUCGCAGGUCUUGUGGGUGGAGCCUGCAGCAUGGCCAUUGGAGAAUUUGUGUCUGUUUGCACUCAGCUUGACGUUGAGCUCUCUCAGAUUAAGAGGGACAAAGCUGGCGAUGAAAAGGAGAAGGGGCUGCCCAAUCCUUUUCAAGCGGCAAGCGCUUCGGCCCUGGCUUUCUCGGCCGGCGCAGUGGUGCCGUUGCUUUCGGGGGCAUUCAUUGAAGACCACUGGGUGCGCAUUGGAGUUGUGGUGGCCGCAUCCAGUGUGGCUCUGGUGGUGUUUGGAGCAGUCGGAGCUUGUUUUGGAAAGUCGGCGGUGGUGAAGGCAUCGGUGCGGGUUCUGCUUGGAGGUUGGGCUGCCAUGCUCGUAACUUAUGGUGUCCUCCGCCUCUUUGCCACCUUCGGAAUCUGAUCAAAUGACGUUGUACUAUCUUUGCC